Laccaria bicolor S238N-H82 is the source of this 810-nucleotide messenger RNA. RefSeq lists its product as uncharacterized. The record is from RefSeq and is a predicted model, not a curated record. Lineage: Eukaryota; Fungi; Basidiomycota; Agaricomycetes; Agaricales; Hydnangiaceae. Bases 1 to 810 code for a protein of 269 amino acids. The transcript is spliced from 3 exons.
AUGGGAAACUAUGAUAUUAGUGGAAGCACUAUGCCUGUCUACGUGGGAAAAUCAGGUUUUGCUGAUGAAGUUUUGAUGGACAAACAGUUACCCUUAUUUCAUGACGACGGCGAAUUCAGCCCGUACUCUGCGGAUAUUGGAGUUGGCGGGCUGUUACCUGACAACUACUGGGGGCCGUCUAUUACGGGGAGAUUGGGGGAUCCCCACAUCGUGUCAGAAGCACGACUUUUCAUCUUCCGGGUUGGGAGAUUUGACUCAGAUGUGUGGCCAUGCCCACAGAAUUACACCAUCGACCCUGGCUUCCAAGUUAACUUGCACGGGUACCGAUUUCCAGGAUAUUACACUGACUGUUUCGCAAUUGCGAAGAUGACGUACCGGGCGGGAGCCAUCACGUGUCAGAGUCGGAAUUGUAGACUUAUUUCUUCUACCAUUGUAGAAGCACAGCCCCCCUUUUCACUUGUCGGAGAUCCCUUAACUUCGAUGGCGUUGGCAUUGGCACCGUUGCUGUGUACCAAUUUCUUCUUUUCCAACUACGCUGUUCCCUCCAACUAUGGGACACGCAGAAACUUGGCCAUCGAGUUGACUUUGCGGGCGUAUCAGGCCGCUUGGGCAGCACUUUCGAACGUGCUGAUAACACUACAUCUGUGGGUGUGGGUGUUAGGCCUUCUUUUCACUUACUAUCAAAGCCAUUGUAACCACCCAUGGGUUGAAGACGUGGCCAUGGCUAUCACGAGAGCAGGUCUUGCCAACUUGUCAGAUGGUCAUCCAACGAAGCUGGUCAACGCUCAGUGCAGGUUAAUAGGAGACUAA